This is a messenger RNA of Vitrella brassicaformis, 1455 nucleotides long. NCBI's taxonomy places the organism in Eukaryota, Vitrellaceae. The record is from the annotation of a GenBank genome assembly.
AAGGCUCCUUCUACUGUCCUUGAGCGCGUGUGUUGCUCUUCUCUUCCUUACAACCACCAUUCUAGGCUGCCGAGAGUAGGUGUCAGCACAGCAGUAGCCCGUUCUUUUUUCACUUACCAUCGCAAGAAGCGUCUGCAGGGCAGGAAGGAAGGAAGGAAGGACCUGUUGCCUGGGGCAGGCAGAGCCUUGAGCAAGUGCAGUGGACGUUUGUUUGUUUGUGUCAAGGACUUGCCCACCGCAGGAGCACUCCACUCACGGCGGUCAGCGACAUGCAUCACAACAGACCGAGAGGGAGACGAUACGCCCCAUGCACGUAUGGCUGGAUUCUUCCUUCUGUGGUUAACUGCUUUCAGGUGUUGAUGAUGCCGCUCUAAGUCAUGCUCUAUCGAUUGCAGCAGCUUGUGAGCAUCUUGAGCAAGGCUAACAGCAUCCAUGGCCGCCUCACCACCGUCGCCUACGCCCUCUACCUCGCGUAUGGCGCGACGUCGUACGUGUACCGGCGAUACGAGCGGUGCCAGCGCAAGAUCCGACACAAGGACCGGCAUCUCCAGCUGCGGUACAUCAAGGAAGAACUGAAGGACGAGAUGCAGGGCGUCUAUGCACUUGCCCGCUCAAGAAUGCGGACGCGCAUCGAGUCGGCUCGGGUGUGCUACCAGACGUCCCGCCAGCUGUGGGCGAGCUGGCGGAGGAGCCGUAAGAAGCGACUGAUGAGGGAGCAGCAGCUGGCACAGGCACGCGCCGAGAGGGGGUGGGAGGAGGGAGGAGAGUGGGUACUGCUAUGAGAGAGGGACGAAUGGAUGGAUGGAUGGAUGGACAGACAGACAGACAGACAGACAGAGACGUGUACAUGACACGAUCGAUGUGAUUGAAGCAUGUAUGGUAUGUAUGGUAUGCACACGUGGCUGAAUGAAUGAAUCAUGACUGUUUGAGAGGUACAAUUUAUUUGUCUGUGCACAGCACACGUGUGUCAAAAGCAGGAAAGGCGGGCGGGCAGAGAAACCGGCCGUUUAUGGCCGAGUCGAGUCGAGCCUGCCUUUGCAAUCGGUGCAUUGACGCGUUCGUGUUGUGUCCCCUGCCUCCGUGCCUUGUCUUGUCUGUCUGUCUGUCUGUCGGUCACUCCUCUGACUGUGUACGAACGUACUUACCAGUGAUAUGCACUGACUGAUACCCAACAAGCCUGCCUGCCUGCCUAUCUCUGUCUGUUCAUUCAUCAUUGUAUAAAUGUAUGUCUGUAUGCCAUGGCCUUGGCGUGUCAAGUGAGUGGCUUUAUGGCGGCUCGGCUUGUGUAGGAUAGCUAGAUGAACGACCGACUGAUGGAUUGCCGAUGGUCGGUCGGUUUUUGCAGAUGAACGACAGACACAUAUCUAUCUAUCUAUCUGCGUGCGUGUGCUGCGUGCAUGUCUUGAUGAAUUGCGUCGAUCACACAUGGACGACUGCAGUGCCAGCUAAAGGUUC